UACUUUUCCUUUCCUGGCCAACUUGGCUGAAGUGUCACCGGGACGACACUGACAGACUUUAUAGAAGUUUUAGCCCUGGUAGUCUGCCGGCACAGAUAUGGCCCCCAGCACGCAACUGAAAGAGGCUAUCGCCGAUAUGCAGGACGGGAUCCGUGCCAUCCUGCUCGGACCACCCGGCGCCGGGAAGGGGACUCAGGCCCCUCGGCUAGCAGAGAAGUACUGUGUGUGCCACCUGGCCACCGGAGACAUGUUGAGGGCCAUGGUGGCUUCAGGCUCCGAGCUCGGCAAGAGGCUCAAGGAGACCAUGGAUGCUGGCAAACUGGUCAGUGAUGAGAUGGUCGUGGAGCUCAUAGAGAAGAACUUGGACACGCCGCCGUGCAGAAACGGCUUCCUGUUGGACGGGUUCCCUCGCACAGUCAAACAAGCAGAGAUGCUGGACGACUUGUUGGAAAAGAGAAACGAGCAGCUGGACUCUGUGAUCGAGUUUGUCGUUGACGACUCUCUGUUGGUCCGCAGGAUCUGUGGCAGACUGAUUCAUCAGCCAAGUGGCCGCUCUUACCACGAGGAGUUCAACCCCCCCAAAGAGCCAAUGAAGGAUGACGUGACGGGCGAGCCGCUCAUCCGCCGCAGCGACGACAACGAGACGACGCUGCGCUCCCGUCUGGACGCCUACCACCGGCAGACCUCCCCUCUGGUGAACUACUACAACACGAGGGGCCUGCACACGGCCAUCGACGCCUCCAAGAACCCGAACGUCGUCUUCGCCUCCAUCGUAGCUGCCUUCUCUGCUGCUGUGGAAACCCCCGCCCGUGCCACCGCCUCUGGUUGAACCCCGAGCUGCUCCAUUCCCACCGAGGCGAAGGACUGGAGUGGGCAGAUGAUGUCGGGUGGGUGGACCGAUGGGUGGAAAAAAAAUGAAAAGAAUUACACUUCAUAACUUAAGGUUACUUUUGCGGUGCAGAUGGGAUCAUAGAUGCUUGCUGUCACAUUCCUCAUGUUUACGCUACAAAUAAAUGACACAAUUUCCUACAGUCGUCA
Messenger RNA from Scatophagus argus, 1038 nucleotides. It is a transcript of the gene ak2, whose product is annotated as adenylate kinase 2. Lineage: Eukaryota; Metazoa; Chordata; Actinopteri; Scatophagidae. Gene Ontology annotation, biological process: ADP biosynthetic process. Gene Ontology annotation, molecular function: AMP kinase activity; ATP binding. The record is from RefSeq and is a predicted model, not a curated record. Bases 98 to 829 code for a protein of 243 amino acids. Gene Ontology annotation, cellular component: cytoplasm; mitochondrion. The transcript has 7 exons.